Fonsecaea monophora is the source of this 1338-nucleotide messenger RNA. RefSeq lists its product as hypothetical. Bases 1 to 1338 code for a protein of 445 amino acids. Gene Ontology annotation, cellular component: membrane. Lineage: Eukaryota; Fungi; Ascomycota; Eurotiomycetes; Chaetothyriales; Herpotrichiellaceae. Gene Ontology annotation, molecular function: transmembrane transporter activity. The transcript has a single exon. Gene Ontology annotation, biological process: transmembrane transport. The record is from RefSeq and is a predicted model, not a curated record.
AUGAGCGAUUCCAAGGAUAUCAAGGUCAUUCGCGCUUCCAGCGUCGACCUUGGCCGCGACUAUGGCACCGGGUCCUCCAGCUCUCGUUCGCCCAUCGAGCAUGGACAUCCUGAGAUCAUUGAAGCGAGUCCCGAACGUGGUGCCACUGCCGAUGGUGACGACGAAACAGGUGGACUUAAGAAACAGUCAUGGCGUUCCAAGUUUGCCUUCUUCAAGACCAAGGACUUUUGGCUCAUUUUGUUUCUGGGACAGAUACUGGCUAUCUGCAUUACUGGUACAAACACUUUGACAAGCUUGUUGGCGGCUGAGGGAACCAGCAUCCCCGCCUUCCAGACCCUGUUCAAUUACGUAUUGCUUAAUUUCGUCUACACGGGUUACACCCUGUACAAAUAUGGCUUCAAGAAGUGGUCGCGAAUGGUCCUCAAGGAUGGUUGGAAAUGUAUGCUUCUUCAAUACAUUGUCAUGUUGAGCCGCUCAAGGACUAACCGCAGAACUAUAGAUAUCAUUCUUGCUUUCUUCGACGUCGAGGGCAACUACUUCACUGUACUUGCCUACCGCUACACCACCAUUCUCUCGGCCCAAUUGAUCAACUUCUGGGCUAUUGUUGUUGUGGUCGUCAUCUCCUUCAUCUUCCUCCGCGUACGAUACCACUGGGCUCAAGUCCUCGGUAUUUUUGUAUGCAUUGGUGGAAUGGGACUUUUACUGGCCUCUGACCACAUCACCGGCUCCAAUGGCGGGGACGUCUCUUCCGGCAACCAGCUCAAGGGUGACCUGUUUGCGCUGUUGGGCGCGACCUUCUACGGCUUGUGCAACGUCUAUGAGGAGUGGUUUGUGUCGGGCAGACCCCUCUAUGAAGUGAUCGGCCAGCUUGGCUUUUGGGCCACCAUCAUCAAUGGCGCACAAGCCGGUAUCUUCGACCGCCACUCUUUCCACACCGCGACCUGGAACAGUAAAGUUGGAGGCUAUUUGACAGGCUAUACCCUCAUUCUGUUCGUUUUCUACACCCUCGUUCCCAUCCUUUACCGCUUCGCCAGCGCAGCGUUCCAAAACAUCUCCCUUUUGACAGGAAACUUUUGGGGUGUGAUUAUCGGUCUACGGGUGUUCCAUCUCCACGUGCAUUGGUUGUAUCCCAUUGCAUUUACACUGAUUAUGAUCGGCCACUUUGUGUAUUACUUUGGAAAGGGCGUGAUGGGAGAGGCGGCGAAGGCGUGGCUGGGCGAGAACCAGGAGAAAGGUAUCGAUGGCUUCGGGAGUGCGAAGAGGAAGCUCCGAAUGAUGCAGGAGAACACAGCGGGGACCAGGGGUGGCGAAGGUACCGAAAGCAUGGGCGUGGUCUAA